AUGAUAGUGUUAUUAUUCAUCGUCUUUUAUGUUUCAAAUAGUGCGAAGUCAAUAUGUAUUAACGACUUUCUUGCGUUCAAUUAUGAAGAUGACCAAACACCAGUUAUCAAACGGUAUGACUGUUAUUUGGAUUUACCUGACCCAAUGGUAGUGAAAGGCAUCAACAACCAAGCAUUAUGUUAUAUCAGUGAGCAGUUUAUGUAUAUGACAAAAGACAAUCACACUGUUAAUCGGUGUGGAGAGUAUUUACAACUCGUUGGGGCUUAUCAAAAACAGGUUUAUUGUAUGAUUGCCGGUUAUAUGAAUGUGUAUAAAGAAGGUGUGACUGAAUCUCUUGAAGGAAAAUACAUCUCUGUCAACUCAAGAAUAUACAACCAACUCUCUCCAAAAACUAAAGCUAAAAACAAUUAUGCCUGUCAAUUCACGUUUUAUUAUGUCUACUUGGAUUUGAUGAUGAACCCUUCUCUUGUAAUUGUCGAGAGGAAAAAGAAUUCCAAUAUAGUACAAAUCAUUAAUUGCAACCAAAUUAUGUUCCAAAUCAGAAUAUUAUCAGAUACCAUUGAUGAAAUGAUAUACGCCCAGAAAAAUGGGCGUUUCGAAGUACCACAUUAUAAAGGCAAUUACACACUGAGAGUCAUUUCAUUUGAAAACAACAAAUUGGAACUUAGAGAUAUCAACUUAAACCAAGGUAAUUCCUUUGAAUUUAAUUCAAAGUUUCCUUCAGAAAAAGACAAGACGUGUUAUUAUGUCGUCAACGAUGACGUUUACUCCCCUGAAGAGAAAAAUGAGUCUGUUUAUUUCUUAAAAUGGCACAUUUUACAGCCAGAUUAUGCCAUUAAUCUUGUUCAAAUGGAAAAGACUCCAGGUGGAAUAAUAUUUGAGCCAACAGAUAUUGUCAACGGCAAAGGAUUUAUCUCCAUUGGAUAUGUCUAUAUCACUGAAAUGAUGCUCGACCAAGACUUUACUCAUGUGCAAUUUGAUAUGGAAAUGGAAGAUACAACAGACUUUGAAUUGAUUCUGGCAGACUUGGUCUACAAAACAGAUUUUGUCGAAUUCACAAAUACUUCUUUUGUGUUUGUAGAUAAAGACUUGAAGACAAAAUACUACAGAACUAACACAAGUGUGUCAAUCUUAGCUUAUUUCAAACCAGAUAGAAAAGAAUUUUCAAAUGGAGGUUCAAUCAAGUUUUUAAUCAAUAAAAAUUCCUACAUUCGAUUACAAAGAAUAAAACUGUUUAGAUCAAGUCUUGCCAACAAUCAAUAUAUUUGCGACGCAAAGUCAUUUGAUUGUUUUGAUACCGAAUGCCAAAUCACAAACGAUUCAUAUCCACAAGGUACUAACACGAUUUGGACCGAAAACUGUCGACCAGCUUGUGGGCCUUGCAGAGAAGGCUUUGUAUGUACAACUGCCGGAAAGUGUAUCAGAGAACCAAACAAUAAUUAUAGAAGUGGUCAGAUAAAAAUACUCACAAUUAUACUCUCUAUA
Entamoeba invadens IP1 is the source of this 1485-nucleotide messenger RNA. RefSeq lists its product as hypothetical. Lineage: Eukaryota; Evosea; Mastigamoebida; Endamoebidae. The transcript has a single exon. The annotation marks the transcript as partial. The record is from RefSeq and is a predicted model, not a curated record.